Messenger RNA from Vitrella brassicaformis, 2506 nucleotides. The record is from the annotation of a GenBank genome assembly. NCBI's taxonomy places the organism in Eukaryota, Vitrellaceae.
CUCUAUCACAUUUGCAACGUACCUCCUUCAGUGCGACCAGCGAGGACCGGCAUGAGGUUGACAGGCAGUUUGAGUCUGUCACACAGCGCUGCAAAACAGCAAACAUAUGAUAUUGUACCAGCAUCUGGCGGGACUCACUUUGAAGUCUUCGGAUAACACGAAGUGCAUCUGACCGCUUCCCAGGAUUGGCCUUGAUUCACGCGCGCACCAUCUUGUAGGAUGUGGUGCGGAGACAUAUGAGCGCCCAAGUGCCGGACCUCAGGAUGAUAUGCAAGAUGUUUGGAGGGUAGUUCGAAAGCGGGACGCUCGUGAGCAAUGGUUGCGAAUCUGCCCACGACGCUUAAGAUUGCAUUUCGUCCUGUGCUUGUGGCGGUCUGCGUGUGGGCAAUUACACGCCAGGACCUCAGAGGCCCUCUGAGUCAUCAUCACCACAUUCCGUGUUGGCCCUCUCAGCUCCUCCACAUUGCGGCGCUCGAUUAGAGACCCCAACCAGUAUGUAGUCAUGAAGCCGCUGUUGAAGUGCUUCACAUUUGCAUAGCACCGCUGGCAAGGAUUGGCGGCCGCAGACCCGGCGAGACCAAGAAUCAGUCCGAUCCAUUUCUGAGACGACACAAUAAGACCAGAGACAUAUCAACUAUGUCCGUGUCUCCCGCACCUGGUCACCCAAGAUAAAGACAUUGAAUUUGACCGUCCACAGUUUCCCUUGAAUGUAAGCCUGAAAUCCGCGCUGUAGGAGCAUGAUGUCUUUGUCCAGCCGCUUCAUCCAUGGCUUGAGUCUGUCAUAGUUUUCCGUCCCGUUCAGCAAAGCAAAGACAAACAGUGAGUGGGAAGAAUGGGAUGAAAAUAAGGGCCCGGUGUCGCUGAUGUGUUCAGUGACGACGCGUGCGGCAAGAGUGACUGCUUGCUUGUUCUGUCGCAUCCUCAUUAGUUGGCUGCCGUCACCAGAUAUGCAAAGUGAGAGAGUGAUCUCUCCUUGACCCGUGGUACAUUUCUUCUCUCUCCUCAAAUUCACCCGCCACACAUCUAACAUAACAGCUGGGUGCGUCUUCACAAGCCAUUUGAAGAGGUAAUAUGGACUCGCAUACGUGGAAGAGAAGUGCUCAUUGGGGCUGCGGUCCACACGGGCAUAGGGAAGGUCAGCCCUCACGUCAUCCAAAUUCGGGAGAUACUCCUCUUCCAUCCUCGGCAGGUAGCGUGCCCUCUCCUCUUGGACGCUCGUCUUCGACGGGACGAUUUGUGGUUUGUUAGAAUCCUUCACCCACCGAGACAUCCCAACCCGUCUCUUGUUGGUGAUCAGAUUCUUCAUCACUUGUAGUCGGGGCCACCCGAUGUGCAGCUUCAUUUGCAGGGCGCGCCACAAUGACUCGUCGAUCUUCCAGUAGGUCUCAGCGAACUUCUUGCUUAGCCAUAAGAGGGCUUUGUGGAUGGUCACGGUAUGACGUGAAUCCUCUCCCAAGCGACCCACUCUCUGAAGAAAUCGAAUCCACAGACCUCUCAACACAGCCGCGAUAAUAGGGGUGGGCCAGAUGAAUAGAAAAAGGACUAUCAAAUGCACUACGACAGCUUGGACUGCACUUAGUGUCAUGUCAGUACCGCCAUACUCCCAUCCUUGUGGACGCUGCGACCCCUUUGGAUCAGCCAUCCAUAGAAGCGCGUCGACCGCCACCUGAGCCCAUUUCCGUCGGCGACGAUUUCCAGGGUCGUCUGGAUGAUCAGGAUAAGAGUCGAGAGUCUUGGCAGUUUCCACAAGGGGAACCUCGGCGCUGGUGGUCACUCGAAGCUGCCUCCACUUCUUCCCCCCACCCUGCCUCCCACCUCCACCCAUCUGCUUCUCCCAAAUGUCAACUUGGUGGAAUCCACCAGCUUUGGAGUCGAGUGCGUAGUUGGUCCGCCGCUUCAGCUCCCAUCCUUCCUCUUCAUUUGCGUCUUGGUAUGGAUUAUCGAGUUGCUUCUUUUUCUCUCGUGCGUCUUCAUCUCGUGACUCAUCGGGGUCCCGUCCCAGAUGGCCUGCGUCCUCCUCAGGCUCCUCGACUAACUCUGAAUUAUCACCUGCCCCGACGUCCUCCUCAGCAUCAAGAAAUGAAUCGAGUUCAUCGUCCACUUCGACGCCUCUAACAUUUCGCAGAGGCAAAGGGUGUCUGGGAAGGGGGGCACCUUUGGAUGAUGGUGGGGUGGGAAAGGGGCUGUCCACCUCUUCGUCAGAAGAGAAACGGUCAAACGGGGGAAUUCCACCAGAGGCCAUCUCUUCCUCAUGAUCCAGCGAUCGGCCAGCAAAGGAUUGUGCAGGAGCGGCGGCGGCGGCGGCGGCUGCUGCGGCGGCUGGUGGGACUACGGCUCUCUGCUUUUCUUCCUCCUCAAUCCCGUCUUCCUCCUCCCAUUGCAGGCCCCGUCCUGCUUGAGGCGGAGUUGGUGAUAGCUGCAUUGGGACGGGGGCCAGUGGAGAUAUGUGGCGCCGUCGGCGACCUCGAGACCUUUCUCCAAACCCAGCAAGGGGGAAUUUGUCAUC